AUGCCCCCUCCACACUCUCCCCCAUCACCAGGCCUCAACGUGAUAGCCCUGAUCUCGGGCGGCAAGGACUCUCUCUACUCAAUCCUCCACUGCAUCCGCAACGGACACAAAGUAGUCGCCCUAGCAAACCUACACCCGGAACAAAAAACCACGCCAUCGGAUAAUCAAUCCAAUCAGGAAGAUGGCCAAAAUGGCACCGGCGACAUGGAAGAAGACAUCGAUAGCUUCAUGUACCAAACCAUCGGCCACAGCGUGAUCCCGCUCUACGAGUCCGCACUGGGCAUCCCGCUGUAUCGCGCACCCAUUACAGGCGGCGCAGUCGAUACGGCGCGGAUAUACAGACACGAUGCAGCGGACCAGGCAGCCGAGCCUGUUUCAAACAUAGAACCGGGCACGGAAGACGAAACAGAGUCCCUCGUCCCCCUGCUCCGCCGCAUCAUGCAGUCCCACCCAGAAGCCAACGCCGUCUCGGCCGGCGCAAUCCUAUCCACAUACCAGCGCACCCGCAUCGAGAACGUCGCCGGCCGACUUGGUCUCGUCCCGCUAGCCUGGCUGUGGAUGUACCCCUCGCUCCCCGCGCCGGCCGAGCGAGACGCGGAUCCCGCGGCUGUCGCGGCGGCGGGGCUGCUUGAGGAUAUGGCGGGGUGUGGGUGCGAUGCGCGCAUUAUCAAGGUUGCCUCGGGCGGGCUUGAUGAUGGGUAUUUGUGGGAGAAUGUGUCUGGGUCUUUGGCUGCGGGGCGGGGGCUGCGGAGACGGCUUAUUAAGGGGAUGAGUCGGUUUGCGGCGGCGGAGGAUAUUGGGGGGGCGGUUUUGGGGGAGGGUGGGGAGUAUGAGACGCUUGCGCUUGAUGGGCCGGGCUUUUUGUGGAAGAUGAGGAUUGAGGUUGAGAGGAGGGAUGUCAAGGUUGGAGAGGGGGGUGUUGCGUUCGUUAAGUUGAAGGGGGCGAGGUGUGUUCCUAAGUCUGAUGGGUUGGAGUAUACGCCGCAGGAUGUGAGGAGGCCGGUUUUGUUGGAUGGGACGUUUUCUACGGCUUUGGAUGGGAUAUCCUCGCUGUCGGUGCAUCAGAUGGAGUCAACGGGCUCUGGUGAGUCUGUGUCGUCGCUGGAAUGGUCUAUCGACGAACCGAAUCACCGUUUGUCUCCGUCGACAUGGACUAUUUCAAACCUGGUCGCGCCAGAGGCAGGUCCCAGUGCGGGCGAACAGAUGAAUGCUAUUGUCACCAAAGUCCAGAAUGCGCUAUCGUCUCCUCCGGAUUCUAUCUCAACUCCUCGCUCUACAGAGGAUAUUGUCUUCGCCACUGUCCUCCUACGAUCCAUGUCUGACUUUGCCCUCAUGAACAACGUCUACGUCUCCCUUUUCAAAAAGCCAAACCCACCAGCCCGCGUUACAGUCGCCUGUGGCGAUGCCCUUCCGGCUAAUGUGAGGGUCAUGGUCUCGUUUGUGCUCGACCGGGGCGCUCGAGACCGGCGCCAGGGCCUGCACGUCCAGUCGCGGUCGUACUGGGCACCGGCGAAUAUUGGCCCAUACUCACAGGCAAUGUCUAUCCCAUUGCAAGAUGAGGGGAGAAUCGUUUACAUUGCGGGUCAGAUUCCGCUAGAACCAGCUUCUAUGGAGGUUGCUGCGCAGGAUAAGCCCUGGGUUGAGGGGUAUUCCUUGAGGGCUGUGCUUGCACUCCAACAUCUGUGGAGGAUUGGCGAGGCUAUGCAAAUUGAUUGGUGGCUCGGUGCCGUGGCUUUCAUGACGGGUGUUGAUCGUGUCGAGGCACAGGUGCGUAUUGCAUGGGAACUGUGGAAGAAGAUGCAUUCCCGGCCUGAAGGCGAUGAAGAUGAAGAUGAAGGCCCGCAGCUUGAUGCUUGGGAUAUCAAGUACGGACGGAGAGCAGAGGAACUGAUGCCUCAAGCGGUAGAGUCUAGUCUACCUAAGUUCUCCGUACUUGACGAGGAUUGCCAAUCAACUGUUGCGCCUUUCCUGGCGGUUGAGGUCGAUGAGCUUCCUCGGGGAAGUGACAUUGAGUGGCAGGGACUUGGUGGUCGGUGCCAGCAGGCCAAGUUGCUGAGCUUGGAAGAUGGUACGUCUACAAUUGCGGAUGAACGAUACAGCUACCGCUCCCUGGAGCUUGACUCUGGAAGCUCCGAAGUGUUAUUUGAAGAGAGGCUUCGUUCGUUGGUCACAUCUCACUGCCAGACGUCCGGCCUGUCUCAGGCAAUUCUAUACACCAGCCUGCCGGUACCGGAGGGCGUCUGGCCAGGCCAGAUUAUCCCAUGCCGAUCGGUUUGGGGACGGGAAGGACGACGCUUGAUUGCUGCUGCGGUCUUGCAGGAGGAGUGUGGAGUGGAAGUGUAA
Messenger RNA from Penicillium cataractarum, 2343 nucleotides. Its product is annotated as diphthine--ammonia ligase family protein. The transcript has a single exon. The record is from RefSeq and is a predicted model, not a curated record. The coding region runs from base 1 to 2343 and encodes 780 amino acids. NCBI's taxonomy places the organism in Eukaryota, Fungi, Ascomycota, Eurotiomycetes, Eurotiales, Aspergillaceae. Gene Ontology annotation, molecular function: diphthine-ammonia ligase activity. Gene Ontology annotation, biological process: protein histidyl modification to diphthamide.